UCCGCAAUAUGGCGGCGAUCAGGUGUGGGUGAGGGGUUGUGAGAGUACUUGCAUCACUCGCUAGGCUGCAUCGGGGAAGGCUGGCGAUUUACAAAGCAGCUAGAAGGUGGAAAUUUCUGGUGAGAAGAAAGAAAAGUUAUUACUAUGAAUAUCAAUCAUGAAGGUGUUUUGAAACUCACUAAAAUGGAGAAGAAGUUCUUAAGGAAACAGAGUAAAGCCAGACAUGUGUUGCUGAAACAUGAAGGCAUCCAGGCAGUCUCUUAUCCCACUCAGAGCCUGGUUAUUGCCAAUGGUGGUCUGGGUAAUGCUGUGAGUAGGAAACAACUGCUUUUGACUUUAGAGAAGUGUGGACCUGUGGAAGCCCUCCUCAUGCCACCUAAUAAGCCAUAUGCAUUUGUCAUAUUCCAAACUAUUGAAGAAUCCAAGAAAGCCUAUUCUAUUCUCAAUGGAAAAGAAAUCAUUGAUGAUUUGGGGCAGAAGAUCUUUCUGUACUUGAAUUUUGUUGAAAAAGCACAAUGGAAAAAAUUGGGACUUCAAGCCUUACCUCCAGGCCUUUUGGUGGUAGAAGAAAUUAUUUCUUCUGAGGAGGAGAAAAUGCUUUUGGAAAGUGUUAAUUGGACAGAAGAUACAGGUAAUCAGCAUUUUCAAAGGUCCUUAAAACACAGAAGAGUAAAACAUUUUGGUUAUGAAUUUCACUAUGAGAACAACACUGUGGAUAAAGAUAAGCCCUUACCUGGGGGUCUUCCUGAGAUUUGCAGUAGCAUUUUGGAGAAGUUGUUGAAAGAAGGUUAUAUUAAACAUAAGCCAGACCAGUUGACCAUAAAUCAGUAUGAGCCUGGGCAUGGAAUUCCUGCCCAUAUUGACUCGCAUUCUGCUUUUGAACAUGAGAUUGUUUCCCUCAGUUUGGGGUCAGCGAUUGUUAUGGAUUUCAAGCACCCAGAGGGUGUCACAGUACAAGUUAUGUUACCUCGUCGGAGUUUGCUGGUAAUGACGGGAGAGUCUAGAUACCUUUGGACUCAUGGAAUUACACCUCGAAAAUUUGAUACCAUCCAAGCAUCUGAGCAAUUCAAAGGUGGAAUAAUCAACAGUGACAUUGGAGACUUGACUUUAAGCAAGAGGGGGAUGCGCACAUCGUUUACGUUUAGGAAAGUGAGGCGAAUACCGUGCAAUUGUAGGAUGGAGAGAUGGUUCAGUUGUAGCUUCUUUCGACUACCCACACUAUCAGACUGACAUGCCUCUGAGUGCCUCCAAAUGAAACAGCUUAACAGCUUGACAACACACCUAAAUGCUCUAAAACAAAAAGAAGCAAUGGAUAAAAAUAGCACUUUCAACAAAUGAUGCUGGUUCAAAUUGAAGUCAGCAUGAGGAAGAAUGCAAAUCAGUCCUGUAAAAAUCUCAAGUCCCAGUGGAUCAAGGACCUUCACAUCAAACCAGACACACUCAAACUAAUAGAUGAAAAAGUUGGGAAGAGUCUCGAUCACAUGGAUACUGGGUACAAUUUCCUGAACAAAACUUUGAUCACUUAUCCUCUAAGAUCAAGAAUUGGCAAAUGGGACCUCAAAAAACUGCAAAGCUUCUUCCAGGCACUGUCAUUAGGACAAAACGGCAACCAACAGAUUGGGAAAAAAUCUUUACCAAUCCUACAUCUGUCAGAGGGCUAAUAUCCAAAAUAUACAAACAACUCACGCAGUUAUACUUCAGAGAGCCAAAUAACCCUAUUAAAAAAUGGAGUACCUAACUGAGCAAAGAAUUCUCAGCUGAGGAAUAUUAAAUGGCUGAGAAGUACAUAAAGAAAUACUUAACAUCUUUAAUCAUCAGGGACAUGUAAUUCCAAACAACCCUGAGAUUUCACCUCACACCAGUGAGAAUGGCUAAGAUCAAAAACUCAGGUUACAGCAGAUGCUGUCGAGGAUGUGGAGAAAGAAGAACACUCCUCCAUUGUUGGUCAGAUUGCAAACCAGUACAGCGACUGUGGAAAUCAGUCUGGAGGUUCCUCAGAAAAGUGGACAUUGCACUUCCUGAGGACCCAGCUAUACCUCUUGUAGGCAUACACCCAAAAGAUGCUCCAACAUACAACAAAGACACAUGCUUCACUAUGAUCAUAGCAACCGUAUUUAUUAUAGCCAGAAAGAACCCAGAUGCCCUUCAACAGAAGAAUGGAUACAGAAAAUGUGGUACAUCUACACAAUGGAAUAUUACACAGCUAUCAAAAACAAUGACUUCAUGAAAUUCUUAGGCAAAUGGAUUGAACUAGAAAAUAUCAUCCUGAGUGGGAUAACCCAAUCACAGAAAAACACACAUGAUAUGCACUCACUGAUAAGUGGAUAUUAGCCCAAAAGUUUGAAUUAUCCAAGAUACAAUCUACAGACCACAUGAAGCUCCAGAAGAAGGACGAUCGAAGUGUGGAUGUUUCACCCCUUCUUAGAAGGGAAAACAGAAAUAUUCAUAGGAAGGAAUACAGAGGCAAAGUUUGGAGCAGAGACUGAAGGAAUGGCCAUUUGGAACCUGCCCUCACUUGGGUACACAGCCCAUAUAUAUACAGCCACCAAAACUAGAUAAGAUUGUUGAAGCUAAGAAUUGUAUACUGACAGGAACAGGAUAUAAAUGUCUCCUGAGAGGCUCAGCCAGAGCAUAUCAAAUAGAGGCAGACGCUAGCAGCAAACUAUUGAACUGGGAAUGGGACCCCUGUUGUAAGAGUUAGAGAAAGUUUUGAAAGAGUUGAAGGGACUUGCAUCCCCAUAAGAACAGCAAUGCCAACCAACCAGAGCUCCCAGGGACUAAACCACUACCCAAAGACUGUAAAUGGACUGAUCCAUGUCUCCAGCUGCAUAUGCAGCAGAGGAUGGCCUUGUUGGGCACCAAUGGAAGGAGAAGCCCUUGGUCCUGCCAAGGCUGGAGCCCCCCCAGUGUAGGAGAUUGUCAGCUGGGGGUCUGGUAAUGAGAUGUGGGUGGGGAGGGAAACAUCCUUAUAGAAGGGGAGGGGGAUGGGAUAGGGGGCUUAUGUUCGGGAAACCAGGAAAUGGAAUAACAUUUGAAAUGUAAAUAAAAAAAUGUCCAAUAAAAGAAAAAAAUACAAAUAAAUCUUAACAAAGCCUCUUACAGCUGAAGAUAGUAAUCCUGUUUGCUGGAUUUGUGAGGCUAAAAAUGCUAAGGUUAUCAAUAAAUUUAUAUAGUGGGGCUAUUUCUCAGUGCAAUGUUGGCUCAGAGUACUAGGGCCUUUUGUUUGGAGUGGUGUUGGGGAGGGGUAGAUGGAGCAGCAAGGGCUGCAAGUCUGGGUCAGUCCCUUGCAGGGGGUGGGGGUGGGGCACCCCAUAGGCUUUCAGUGGCCUCAUGAGCUGCAGCUGUGCCCUAGGCCUGCCCCACCUGACCUGAGGGCCAACCAGUGGGGCCUGCCAGCUUGGGAGUAUUUACCUCUCUUCACUUACCUGCACUGGAGGCUACUACCUUAGGCAGAUGCCAUGAAGAUCAAAGAUGAUAAAAAAAAACCCUCUUUCCCAUGGUUUGGCAUGGACAUUAGAUGAACACUAGUAAUGCUUUCAUACUUUGGACAUAUUGAUAUCACAGCAGAGGAAGAACAAGAGGACAUUGAGAGCUUAAGAACUAUUCAGAAAUAUUUGACUUCUAAUGUAGCAUAUGAAUCUACUGGCAUUUGGGAUGUACAUCUUGUACUGAAGGACUUAACACUUUUUACACAAAGAAGAAACUUGCUCUUUAUCAUAUUUCCAACUCAGGACCAAAUCAGGAGAGAGAAAAUUUUCUCAGCCUUACAAAUGGUGCUGAGUGCUACAGGUGGUGGUGAUUACAAGUUUGAGAAAGAUUUUCGAACAAUUGGAAACCUCCACCUGUACACACUGGAUUAAUUUGACUGCCUUGUAAAGGGCUUGGUGUAUAUAGAUUGUCAGUUCCAAUGGACAAGCAGAAUGCUAUUAUUGUGCUAAUGCCUUAGAACCUGAGCACGGACAGAAGAUGACUUUUAACGUGGAUGAUCCUUAUCCAUUGCUGGUGGUGAAUAUUGGCUCAGGGUCAGUAUUUUAGCAGUCCAUUCCAAAGAGUGACUGGGACAAGCCUUGGAGGGGGGCACCUUUCUAGGUUUAUGUAGUUUACUGACUGGCUAUGAAAGUUUUGAAGAGGCUCUGGAAAAGCAUUCAAAGGAAAUGGCACUCAAGCUGAUAGACUGAUCUGAGAUAUUUAUGCAGGAGAUUUUGAAAGAUUUGGUCUGCUGGGUUGGGCUGUGGCCUCUAGUUUUGGUAAUAUGAUUUAUAAAGAGAAAUGAGAAACUGCUAGUAAAGAGGAUCUGGCAAGAGCCACGUUAGUUACUAUCACCAAUAUCACUGGUUCCCUGGCAUGAAUGUUUGCUUGCUGUUAAUGAGAAAAUAAAUCGAGGUGUCUUCGUUGGAAAUUUUUUACAUGUCAAUACUGUCUCUAUGAAACAUCUGGCACGUGCUUUGGUCAAAAUUGAAAGUACUGUUUCUAGAACAUGAGGGAUACUUUGGAGCUGUCGGUGCACUUCUUGGACUGCCAAAUUUCAGCCAAAACAUCAGAGAUCUUUAUUAAGAAAUGUCAUCAGGAGGAACUGAUCCAGAAACUGCAUUCAUUAUUUGUCACUGGCAACCAAAGGAUAAAACAGUAAUGCUAUUUGUGUUCAUUAUAAAUGUCAGAAUGGUAAACUUAUGUGCUUUGCCUCAUGGAAAGACCUGUAAUGGGACGUGUCCCUCAUGGAUGUGCCCUUGUAUGUAUAGAUAGCCAGCGUUACGUCUCAAAUGCAAUGCAGUCUCUUGGUUGUUGACCUUUUGUCAUGAUUUUCUAUUUAUUUGAUGCUGUAGUGGUCCAGCGACUAUUAAGGUCCAGCAGUGCUCACCCAAAAGGAGGGCUGGAAAGGAAAACAGCAGGGGCACAAGAAACAUGGAGCCAAGACAGUGUUCUGAUCAAGGCUCAAAUAAUCAGCAGUGUAUAUAAAGGGUAAACCACAAAACCCAUCCCCAGUACAGUAACUCAGAGUAGCAACAGCACAGCUGCCAAUCGAUAAGUUUCCAUUUCUUUGCAGCUCAUUAAUUCCAGCACAUCAAAGCUCACAGCUGCAGCCAAGGUAGGUGUUUCUGUUCAGGCCAAUAAAGCUUAUUGCUCAAGGUUUGCUCUUCCUGCCUUUCUUGUCAUAUGUUCAAGGUCUACAUAGCCUGUACAGGCUGAGGAGGCCAGAGAUGCAGCCAGCAUUGUAGUACUAUGUGCUCAGAUAGAAGUCUUAAAAUCUCAGAAAUGUUUGUUUAUGCAAAAUAAUUGAUUCUAAGUAUUUGUUUGGGUCAGUUUUAUGUAUAUUUGGUUACUAUUGAGCAGGAAGUAACACUCAUAAUUUAUUGUACUGGCAAUCAAAGAUCAUUUUCUGUGACUUAGAAAUGUUAAGGCAAUAUUAACUAUGUUAGAUUUAUAACAUAUCUUCAGAAAAGCAUGUCUAUAAGACCUCUGCCCAUAAGUACAAUUUUCCUUCAGAUGAUACUGUGCUUAAAUGUGAACCUGAAUUUUUCUAUUGAAUACCUGAGGUUUUUUGCACAUACUUGGUGGCGCUAUACUUUUUUUUUAUCUCAUACAUUAAUCAGUACAUAUGUUAAAAUGUUUACUAUUUUUAAAAUUGAGGGCACAAUCAUAUACUUUGGAGUCUAUCAAAUUAAUUAAAUUCUUAUACUGUUCAAGUGGAGUAUGGUUAGAGUGAGUGGCAUUCUGUGCUCUUUCUCUACCAUAUAGAUAUGCAUAUAGAAACGUGCAUUUCUUUCUUCACAUUAGAUCUGAACUGUGGAAGCUGAUUUUUAUCCUGCCAUAAAUGGUAGCAAUGGACAGAAUCAGAUGCUAUCUAAAAGAACUUACAUGACUCUGGGGCAGUGUUGCUGAAUUACAAAUGAAUCGAUGUUUAUGGUUUUUGGUCAUAAAAGCAGAUCCAGAAUUUGCCUUUCUGCUUGGAAUUUAUUCUUGGGUUUGAAUUCCUGUUUUUCAUAAUGUUAAAAUCUCUCAGAUUUUACAUAGGCAGUAACAUUUUGGAUGCCAUUAGUUCCAUAAAGUUGAGUUUGUAAGGGAAAUGGACCUGUAUUGAUUUCUCAUAUUUCUGAAAAUAACCUUAAAGAGGUUGGGGAUUGUUUAUAUUUCAAAGAAUAUUUCAGUGUAGGUUCUGAGACCCCAGUGUUCAGUGUCUAGCAGACUGUCAAGAGGUGCUUGGUAAAGACAGGUCUCUGUGUAGUUUAUGUGCAAGUGUUUAAAAUUCAGUUUUCUUUGCCUACAAAUACAAACAUGCAAUAGUAUCUGGGGAGGGAAACAUGACAAUAGUGUUUGCCCCAUAAACUGCUAGGAGCCUUGCAGUAGGUCCUUUAAGUAAACAUUUUAAGUCUACAGGGAUGUCAACGGGUGUUUGCUUGUGGAUCUGUGACCACUCGUUUCAGUUAGAAUGCUACUGCUUCCUUUGUUUUCAAGGUUUUUGACUUGUGUGUGCAGAUAAGAAAAUAAUUGAAUGAUAGAAACUGUAAAUUACUGUGGAAAUUCUAUACAUCAGCAACUAUAGGUUUAGGGCUAUCUUUAAAGAUUGAAUAGUGCUCACAUUAAUUAAAUCACUUUGCUUUGGUUUAUAUAGAACUAACAUUUUGCCAUUUGGAACUGAAAUUAACUACUAACAUCCAUGUAAAGUAAGCUAGCUAGUUCACACAUUUACCUUUUCCAACUGUAAUCUGUAAUUACUGAAUUUAAUGAGAGCACAGAAUCACAAUUGAUAAAGGCUGUCAAGGUUCUAAUCUGGUCUAUAUUGCUCCUGAGAAGUUCCCUGUAACCACCAUGCUGUCAUAAAUAGAGGUUUGCUUCUAGUAUCAAUCAACCUAAUAUCUGUAUUCUUAAACAGUGCCACUUAAUAGAUAAAAUGUAAUCUAGGUAUAAUUUUGUAUUUUCAAGUCAACACAUUAAAGCUAACAAGAAAUAGGUAAAGGUAAUUUUAGUACUUUUUUUUUAACCUUACUAGUAUAUCUAAUGUGUUAUUUCAAUGUGAAAUUGGCACAAAAUUGGGAGAUGUGUUUUGCCCUCUUUUGUUUAUUUUGUUUUUGUUUUUUUGGUCUUCACUUGAUAUAUAUUUUAUACUUAAUGACACAUUUCAAUUUUGGACUGACCAACUUUCAUAUUUCAUUGUCUCUGCCCCUGCCCCGGCUGCCCCUGCCCCUGCCCCUGCCCCUGCCUGUGCCUCAUUGUUAUUUUUUAUACAUACAAAGAGUCUUUAUAAAAAUUCUGAUAACAUUCAAAUGCUAAGAGUACUGCCAGCCAUGGUUUUGGUAGUAAAACACACACACAAAUCUAAAACACCACCUUUUCCCCAGAAGGUAGCCUUUUAACUAGAUCUCUCCAGGCAUCUAUAUAUACACAGGCCAUAGAAUGGCAUUUCCUUCCUCAGCUACCCUGAGUAGGUGGGGGAGUAAUGGAUUUUUCCUUCGGUUAAAAUCAUUGUGAAGUCUAGGCCAGUGUGAUAAUUGAAAGCCAGCCCCCUCAAAGGAUUCUCAUUAUUUUCAAAUACUGGACUCUUCAAAAACUCUAAAUGGAUGGUGCCCUUGAAUGCGUGUGAUUGCUGUAGGUUAGGUACUCAUGCCUAAAGAUAAAGCUGUUUUGUGGGUUACAUUCCUGAGGGAGAAGAGUUCAUCUGGCUAUAAUUUCUAAAUAUCCCUUGUAAAAUUACUUUGUUAGAAAGAAACUUCUUUCAUAUUUAGUUUACCAUUCCUUCUUUUUUGAGCACUUUAUCUUUGUUAGUGUUUUGAAUUUUUGAAUAUAAUUCAGAAAUUCUAGGUUAUGUAAAGAAUUGAUAAAGCAUAAUGAAAAUGAGUGUAUAUUACUUUGCAUUCAACUUCAGUUUUGUGGUGGAUAUAAACAAAAUAAUUGAAAUACUUAAAAAAAAUACUAUCAUAUUUAAGGUGAUUGCCUCUAAAUGUCUAUAUUGUCUUUUCCCACCUAAGCUCCUAUGUUACUGAGUGCACUUCUUUCUGACAGCAAUGCAGGCCUCCCAGCUUCAUCUAUGUCACCAGAUAAUCUCUUGUUUGGUUUUUCGUUUUUGAGACACGGUCUUUCUAUGUAGUCCUGGCUGUCCCAGAACUUUGUUAUGUAGACCAGUUGGCCUCAAACUCAAGAGAUCCUACUAUCUCUGCUUUUGAAGUGCUGGUAAUAAAAGCAUGUACCACCACAUCCAGCCUACAUCACAGAAUUUUUGUCUUACAAUCUAACAGGAAUUGUCUCACAGUGUCAGUAAUAUAAUGAUGUAAUCUUUUUUUUUUUAAGUAUUAGUUUGGCAGUUCAAUACAGCAACAUAAAAAAAGGGCCCCAAGUGUUUGCUGACUUUUAUCCUACUUGCAAAAUUAAAAUACUCUUUAUUGGACACAUGUGCUGUCUUACAUAUUCAGUACAUGGAAUUGUACUUUGUUGUAAUGGUUUAUAGUGUUCUGGUCAUCAACCUAGCUUCUUUAAGUGUUCUCUUUAUUUGUUAACCAGGAAUUCGGUGGCCACCAUGGGAAGUGACACCAUUGCCAGGGACCUGAGCUCCAUUCCUGGCAAUGCUUAAGAUGACUUACACAUUUCAGAUGCUAUCGUGUUCUAGAGCUAACUUUUAGUGCUUUAUAGUAUUUAAUAAUUCCUCUUCCUUUUAGUAUGUAUUAAAUACUUACAAAACUAGAAAAAACGUUAUUUUCUCAUUAGUGCCUGUGAUAUUGGAAAGUAUGUGUGUACAUUCAUCUGUAGCGUCUUGAAUUUUAACUAUUAACUUCAAAAUUAUAUAGGGAUUGUUACCACUCUUCAUUUAUACAAGACAAAAAUACCCCUCUAAAUUCAGAGAUGUUGAAGUAUUAGCUAUAUUUGGGACUUUAGAAGCCCCUCUCUUUGACCUGUUUAUUUCUAAUCAUUGUGUGUGGUCACAGGUGGGGGUGAACACAAAGCUCUUCUGAAAUUAUUGUAUUUGUCGUCACACAGUUCCAGCAACAUUUACAAAAUGAAAAUGUAGUCACCUGCUGGUAGGUUGGAAUAGAUUAUAUUAUAGUCCUACCUAGUAAGGCAGGUAGAAGAUCUUAAGAUCUCUUUUCUGAGCUGAAUGGGGUAGACCUGUGUCUGACAGCAAUGUCCUUCUAAAAGUCAGUGUGGGCUGAUGCUGGAAUCCUGCUGCUUGGGGAUCUGACCAUAAUUCAUAAACAAGUUUGUCUUCUAAACAAAGUUUUAAUUUUAGAUUCUUUUUACUGCAGCUGCUGUUAAUUUAAUGCUUAAAAGACUUGAAAAAGAAUGUAACUUCCACAGAAAGCAUUUUCAUUUUUACAUAACCUUAAAGUACCUUAAGUGAUAUAAAAUAGGUUGAGAUUGCAAUUGUUUUUGGUUCUAAGCUUCAAAACUGAGUGUCAUUGUGACUGGGUGUCAUCAGGAUGUCACAGUAGCUCACUUAGUACUUUAUUAACCCUGUUACUAAGCCAUUUGGAAAGUGGCCAGUUUUUGCUGAGUGAACCCUUAGGGCUUACAACAUUUAGAAGGAAAAAAAUAACUUUGUAAAAUCUAAUGUUCAUGCUGUAGUGUCCCAUUCUUACCUGUAAUCCCUGACCCUGCAGUGAGAGGUUCGAAUACUUGGUCACUGUUACCCACUGUGUUCGAGUUAUGUGAACUCCUGGCAUUUUAACUGAUGUAAUUUUGCCCAUUUCUGAUGAAGUCAUUUCUAGGUGUUUUCUGUCUCAACUUAGGGCAUCUUUUACUUACACAUGUCACUUCAGUGCAAGUUGCCUGACUCUCUCUUGUGUUCUUGACAGAUCUAAGCUUUGCUUAUGUUUAGAAUUUUCUAAUAUUAAAUUUUAUGUGAAAAUGUAUGAGUUACUACAAACUUUAUACAUAUAAGACUGACUUAUUGACUAUUUUAACCUAUAAAACACUUCUUGAAAUUAUCUAAUUUAUUUUUCUGUUUAUGUACAGUUUCUUAAUGUCAAUUUAAAAAGUAUUUGUUGUGCCCUGCUCUGUAAACAUUCCCUUAAUGCUUAUUUGCAAGAAAGAAUUUGGGGUUCUACUUGUUUGUACUAUGUAGCUGUAAGUUGGGUUUGGGUGUCUACCUUUUCUGUGUUCUAACUUUUUUAAUUUGUUAAUAUUCUAAAUAAGUGUUAGACUCAUGCUUUUUAUACCCUCCUUUCUAAAUGAAUUCUCUUCUUUAAAAUAAAUAAAUAAAUAAAUAAAUAAAUAAAUAAAUAAAUAAAUAAA
Messenger RNA from Rattus norvegicus (Norway rat), 10221 nucleotides. It is a transcript of the gene Alkbh8, whose product is annotated as alkB homolog 8, tRNA methyltransferase. The record is from RefSeq and is a predicted model, not a curated record. Gene Ontology annotation, cellular component: cytoplasm; nucleus. Gene Ontology annotation, biological process: tRNA methylation; tRNA wobble uridine modification. Gene Ontology annotation, molecular function: iron ion binding; transition metal ion binding; methyltransferase activity. NCBI's taxonomy places the organism in Eukaryota, Metazoa, Chordata, Mammalia, Rodentia, Muridae.